Messenger RNA from Lontra canadensis (Northern American river otter), 2564 nucleotides. RefSeq names its product growth arrest specific 2 (gene GAS2). Gene Ontology annotation, biological process: actin crosslink formation. Gene Ontology annotation, cellular component: actin filament. Lineage: Eukaryota; Metazoa; Chordata; Mammalia; Carnivora; Mustelidae. Gene Ontology annotation, molecular function: actin filament binding; microtubule binding; cytoskeletal adaptor activity. The transcript is spliced from 8 exons. Bases 371 to 1312 code for a protein of 313 amino acids. The record is from RefSeq and is a predicted model, not a curated record.
UCUGCAUGUGCACAGGAACACCCAUUUGGCCUCCUAGUGUUAAAAUAAAGGCUCAGACAAGUCGGAUGUGCCAGCCAGGCGGGGGAAGUCCACCUUUCCCCCUCACCUAGCGCGGAGGUUCGCAGACGCCAGGCUGGGAAGGAGCCCUUGUGGCUCCUUGCUUCCUUCCCCCAACCUCUUAGACGCGGGGACGCUGAUUAGCUGCAGCUGGGGUCUAGUUAGCCCGGCCUUUGAAAUCGAUCAAUGGGUUCCUUCUCGAGGAAUGCUCCCCCCUAACUGCGGAGGAGGGGGUGGUGGCUGUGGUGGCCUUCUCCAACAUGGGCGUCCUGGUUCUGACCGCCUAAGAGAAGGUUUUACGAGUGCAUAAAUAAUGUGCACUGCUCUGAGCCCAAAAGUGCGCAGUGGACCCGGCCUAUCUGAUAUGCAUCAGUAUAGCCAGUGGCUGGCCAGCAGACAUGAAGCUAAUUUGCUACCGAUGAAAGAAGAUCUGGCCUUGUGGUUAACCAAUCUAUUAGGGAAGGAGAUUACAGCAGAAACUUUUAUGGAAAAAUUGGAUAAUGGUGCCUUGCUCUGUCAACUUGCAGAAACCGUUCAGGAGAAAUUCAGAGAGGGCAUGGAUGUUAACAAGCCUCCAAAGAAUCUGCCCUUGAAGAAGAUUCCGUGCAAAGCCACUGCACCCUCAGGCUCCUUUUUUGCCAGAGACAAUACAGCAAAUUUCUUAUCCUGGUGCCGAGAUUUAGGGGUAGAUGAAACGUGUCUAUUUGAAUCGGAAGGUUUGGUCCUCCACAAGCAACCCAGAGAAGUGUGUCUCUGUUUGCUGGAGCUUGGCCGGAUUGCAGCCAGGUAUGGUGUGGAACCUCCUGGUUUGAUAAAAUUGGAAAAAGAGAUUGAACAAGAAGAAACACUUUCUGCGCCCUCUCCUUCACCUUCCCCUUCAUCAAAGUCUUCUGGAAAAAAGAGUACGGGGAACUUACUGGAUGAUGCCGUGAAGCGAAUUUCUGAAGAUCCUCCUUGCAAAUGCCCAAACAAAUUCUGUGUGGAGAGGCUCUCUCAAGGAAGAUACCGAGUGGGUGAAAAGAUCCUCUUCAUUAGGAUGCUGCACAACAAACAUGUCAUGGUCCGUGUGGGAGGAGGAUGGGAAACUUUUGCAGGGUAUUUGUUGAAACAUGACCCCUGCCGGAUGCUGCAGAUCUCCCGUGUCGAUGGCAAAACAUCCCCCAUCCAGAGCAAAUCUCCAACCCUUAAGGACAUGAAUCCAGAUAAUUACCUGGUGGUCUCUGCCAAUUAUAAGGCUAAGAAGGAGAUUAAAUGAAACUAGUUGGUCGCUAUAAGGGGACUCUCAUAAUGGCCUGUACCCACUUCUCCAGUGUAGUCAGUUUAGUCCACACGCUCUGAAAAUUACUUUGAAAAAAGGAGUAACAGACAGAAAAAUGUCAUUACUAUUGAAAAAUGUUCAGAGAGUAGCACUAUUUAUUUUGUUGCUUCUGUAGAAAACAACCAAUUAAAUUCUAAACUCAGAUUUAAAUUAGAAAAAAUGUAGGCGAAUUAUUAUUUUUCAGUAUGUGAACACAGUAUUUAGUACAUGUUAGAAAUACAAUCCUAGCUAGAGAUAAAAAACUGCUCUUAGAAGAAAAUAUUUAGGAUUUCUAGAUCAGUCAACAGGAAGUGCCUGCCUUAUGUCUACAAAAAGCACCCCAGACACUUUUAUAAUUGCAGGAUUUUUAAGCUAAUUUUUAAAAAGGUGACAAUUAGUGUGAUAUUAUGUACUAAAAAAUCUUCAAACGCACCAUAAAUAAGUGCAGAGCAUUCACAACAGUAAUACUUUAUUGGAAAGGUCACUUCAGAAAAGUUUACAUUCGCUUGGAAGAUUGCCUUAAAGUUUAUUCCUUAUCUAUGACCAAAUAUCUGGGGUACUUUUGGAAGUUUUCAGUACACCCUUUAGAGAAUCGCUUAUGAAGUAUUUCAUACAUUCCUAAGUACAUGGUGGUGAGACUGACUUAGUGUAAUUCACACACAUAAGCUGACAUACGUUUAUAUUUUGACACUAAAUUGUACAGUCAAGUGUUCAUUGACUUCAUGUUAUUUUAAAGCAUUUUCUUAUGAAAAUAUAUCUUUAGUUAAUCCUACUUUGCUAUGCUGUCUAGUAAAGUAAAUACACUGUAGCUGAUGUUGUUACAGACUUAUGUAUACCCUUGUAUACCUAGGACAGGGCUGUUUUGUACCCAUAAGCAGCAAACUAUUGUCCUCACUGAUUCAAUAAUUAAAAAGAUAAAUUAAAAAAAAUUAUCUGUCUCUAUAUCGAUGCUUCAUUCUGAAAUAAAGAUUAUCUUCAAGUGGCGACUUUCCCUGAGAGUUCUAGGAAGGGUCAAAUUAGGGUUAGCUAGUGCUUCUUCACUUUGGGCAGCUGGGUGGUGGCAUUGUUUGUUCCCCUCAGCAGAUAACCUAGAUAUUAUCAUAGGUAAUCCCUUAAGUGCUAUCCUGAGUAUCUUAAGUAUAGGCAGAAUUAAUUUGUCAUUUCCUCAUUUUUCAACAACAACAAAAAAUCCACCUUUCCUGCUCCAGAA